AUGGAUCUUCCAAGCAGCGCGCCGACCGCGCCGACGGCAUCACCAAUGUCUUCGCCUGACCCAAUCCAUACAACACCUCCCACGUCCAGCCCGAUCCCCGCCGCAAUGUCGUCCGCGAAGCGCAUACCAAGACGUCGCGUCUUCCGUCCUGACGAGGGUUCCCUCUACGACUUGCUAUACGAGCACGCAGGCCUCUCGCUUUUUGUUCGCCCCAUCUGCUGGACUGAUCUGCACAUUCGCCUCCUUGACGCGGCAUUCAUCGAGCUUCCCCCAUGCGACACUCCAGUCCCUCCUCCCUCGCCGCGUGGUGCCCCCGUCUCCCCUUCAAGAUGUCACAUGAAACCAUCUGCCGCUGCGACAACACUCAGCCGAGAGCUCACCGCGAUGCUCGCACCAGGAUCAACGAGGAGCUUAUACACUAACUCAAUACGCACCAUCAUGUCUACCCUUUAUCCCAGCAACCUGUCACAAUCGCGCACGCAGCUCGACAUGCACCUGUACUUCGGCGGCCUAGCAUAUCGCGACACAUGUCGCGUGCAAGUCGCCUGGUUUUCCAUGCCAUCACGCAGCGGUUCUAUUGCCUCGUUCGAGUCGGCCUCGACGCGCCCGGCAGAGUCUUUCAACGCUAUACCCGCUGGUGCCACCAUGAGUUCAAGCAACGGCGGCAGCAGCGAGCAGCUGACGUAUACUCAGCCGGUCCUUGCCUACCUGGGCAAGCUGCAGAUUGCCGCUACGCGCAAAAAUAUGUACCGCGUUAUACAAGGUCCUAACAGAUCAUACAACGGUCCUGUCGAGCGUCUGCAGCAGUUGCGUUCCAAGAUGUUUGUGCCAACUAAUCCCAAUCAUGACCCGCUGCUCGUGGGUAUCAUGCUAGCGAUGGCACAACGACGCUUCUACGGUGAGCCGCAGCCGUCACCUAACAAAUGGACCCCUUCGCGGCCGUUCCCAACAGGGCUGGGGGAGCCAGAGUUCCACGAUGUGACGGUGCAACUCGUCACAAAUGACAAUGAAACAUCCGAAUUCAUCGUCUACAAGGGCACAGUUACGGCAGAGCUCCUUCGCAAGUUCCACGAACCCACAAAAAAUCCCUGCACGAAUGAAAGAAAGACGCUCGCCGACAGGCUCGAGAACAUAGCAGGUCAAGGGGGUAUGCGCAUCGAAUACACGAGAGUCCCUGUAUGGCCUAUCCUUGGCCUCAAGGAGAGACUGGGCAAAGCGCUCGGCAAGGAAGUGGUGGGGUAUUUCGAUGAGGACAACAUCGAAACAUGGGAAGAGGAAGCAGAGCGCAACCCCGAUAGGCUCAAGCGACGACGAGAUCGCGAGGCCCUUGCCGAAGUGUUAAACGGCAGCUUCGAGGAAGAGGUCACCAACGGUAUGCCUCUCAGUGGGAAACGAAGAUGUUUAGUUGACGAGGAAAGCGGGCAGGUGGGGGUGGUCGUUUGA
This is a messenger RNA of Colletotrichum graminicola M1.001, 1443 nucleotides long. RefSeq lists its product as uncharacterized. Bases 1 to 1443 code for a protein of 480 amino acids. The record is from RefSeq and is a predicted model, not a curated record. The transcript has a single exon. NCBI's taxonomy places the organism in Eukaryota, Fungi, Ascomycota, Sordariomycetes, Glomerellales, Glomerellaceae.